Messenger RNA from Lepidothrix coronata (blue-crowned manakin), 2748 nucleotides. It is a transcript of the gene ZNF513, whose product is annotated as zinc finger protein 513. The transcript is spliced from 3 exons. The coding region runs from base 907 to 2379 and encodes 490 amino acids. Gene Ontology annotation, biological process: regulation of cytokine production; regulation of immune system process; negative regulation of transcription by RNA polymerase II. The record is from RefSeq and is a predicted model, not a curated record. Gene Ontology annotation, molecular function: RNA polymerase II cis-regulatory region sequence-specific DNA binding; DNA-binding transcription factor activity. NCBI's taxonomy places the organism in Eukaryota, Metazoa, Chordata, Aves, Passeriformes, Pipridae.
AGCAGGACCGGGACCUCGGGGCCCGCAGGAUGGACAGACUGUCCCACCUGGGCAGCACUGACACGACUGCCUGGGAAGGUGCUCCAGGGAUGCUGUGGCACUGCUGGGCUGAGGUGGCAGGGGGCCCCUUGGUGUGGGGCUGAGCUGAAGGGACAGGGGAGCCCUUGGCAAAGAGCUUGAGGUAGGGCCAAGGGUUCCCUGGCAGGAUGCCCUGUUUUGGGGUCUGUGCUCCAGGCAGUGCUUGUGGAAGGGUCCCAGAGGCUGGAGGGGCCACCCCAUUCCACAGCAUGGGUCAGCCUGAUCCCUCUGCCUGCCUGGGGCUCUGGGAGCUUGACCCAACAGGGUGGGCAGCAGCGAGGGGACGGCCCAGGCCGCUUUCCAGGUCACAGGCAGCUGCUGGGUUUGACAGGCCCCGGGGCCGCAGGUCAGGAACAGGACAGGGUCAGCAGGACACGGCUUGUGGCUGGUAGUGGUGAGGCUUGGGCUGCAUGUUCCUGCCCCUCCAGCCCUGAGCACCAGCCUGGGGGUACAUCUCGGGCACAGGGGCUGCAGGAGGAUGUCUGUGCCCAGUUGGGAAGUGCCCCCUGAAAGCCUGGCACAGCCUUUCCCCCCACUGCCAUGGGACAGCAGUGCUGUGUGGGGCUGGGGAAGGCACUGCUUGCAGGAUGGAGGGGGCUGGUGUUGGAGCCCCGUGGUGUCAGCCAUGGGAGUGUGACCAGCUGCUGACCAUGGGGCUGGGGCAGUGGCACAGGGAGGGGGGACAGAGCAGCUUUAUGGGCACCCAGCUCUCCUGCCUGGGCUGGCCUGCACCCGCCACCUUCCCAACUGCCAGGCCCAGCAGUGCCAGUGGGUGCCUGAUCCACCACUACCCCCUUGCCCUUUCUGGUGCCAGGGUCUUGGCCAGCCAUGCAGAAGUGUCAGGGUUUCCUGAGGUGCCCAGGACAAGUCCUCAGCAGGGUGUUGGGGCAGGCUGUGGCCAUGGGGCUUCUCACUGCAGUGCACAGUGUGGUUGGCUUCCUCUGGGUGCCACAGGCAGACACGCUGGUGGGGAAGAUCGCCAUCCCAGCGUACACCCUGAGUGACGACGACUGCUCCUCCGGGUACCAGCAGCUGAGUGUGGAGAGCGACCCCGAGGAGGGGGGCGAGCCCGGCCCCGCCGCCCUGCCCUGCCGCCAGUGUGGGCUGCAGCUGGCUGCCAGCCUGGGGCAGAGCUGCCUGCAGUGCGCCGGCGCCGAGGGCAGCCGCAGCCAGCGCAUCGUCUACUCCUGCCAGCUCUGCCCCUUCGCCUCCCACUACUCCAGCCACCUCAAGCGCCACAUGAAGACACACAACGGGGAGAAGCCCUUCGCCUGCCCGCAGUGUGCCUACGCCUCCGCCCAGCUGGUGAACCUGACGCGGCACCUGCGCACGCACACCGGGGAGAAGCCGUACCGCUGCACGUGCUGCAGCUUUGCCUGCAGCAGCCUGGGCAACCUCAAACGCCACGAGCGGGUCCACAGCCAGGACAAGCCCUUCCAGUGCGCUGCCUGUGACUACCGCUGCAGCCAGAGCCGCAACCUGAAGCGGCACAUGCUCAGCCACCGCCUGCCCGAGAGUGACGGACCGCACCGGCGGGACAAGGACCCAGAGCCGCUGCUGCCGGAGCUGAGCCUGCACGUGGGCAGCGGCAGCGGCCCCUUCCUGCCCGGCUGUGCGCGGCUGCGGGGCGAGGAGGCGGCCGCGCUGCCCGAGCUGCUCUUCCCCUUCACGUGCCGCAUGUGCGGGCUGGUGCUGGACGAUGGGUUCGCGCAGGACGAGGGCCUGGCUGAGCAGGUCUGCGGGCGCUGCAGCCUGGCAGUGCUGGGCACCGAGCCGGGUGCCAGCCCCCGCAAGGGCGCUGGGGACAAGGGCUUCGCCUGCAGCCUCUGCCCCUUUGUCACCCACUACCCCAACCACUUGGCACGGCACAUGAAGACGCACAGCGGGGAGAAGCCCUUUGCCUGCCCGCUCUGCCCCUACGCCUCUGCCCACCUGGACAACCUGAAGCGGCACCAGCGCGUGCACACGGGCGAGAAGCCCUACAAGUGCCAGCUCUGCGACUACGCCUGUGGCAACCUGGCCAACCUCAAGCGUCAUGGGCGCAUCCACUCAGGCGACAAGCCCUUCCAGUGCAGCCUCUGCAGCUACAGCUGCAACCAGAGCAUGAACCUGAAGCGGCAUAUGCUGCGGCACACAGGCGAGAAGCCCUUCCAGUGCCGGGACUGCUCCUACACCACUGGCCACUGGGACAACUACAAGCGCCACCAGAAGAUCCACGGCCACACGGCCGAGAGCUGGGUGAACCCGCGCAAUGCCAAAGCCCUCCUGGCCCCCCCGGCCGUGGGCACGGCCCUGCCUUGAGACAGCACUUAGCCCAGUGGCAGGCCUGGGGUGCCUCGGCCCCUGCCCUCCCUGGGGGAGGGAAGACGGGCAGGAGACUCUGCAGGGGCUCAGGGCUGCCUUACGCCAGGGCCUCCAGCAGCCCUGUCCUGCCUGAGCAGGGUGAAGAGCAGGAUGAAGCCACGACCGGCAGCUCAGGCACCUGCCCCCACGGCAGCACUGCCAUGCCCCCAGACACCCCACCUGCCUGUUCCUGCCUGCAGGAGCCUUUCUCUGCUGGGGUUUGGGGAAAGGGGGGGAGGGGAGGACAGGACUGGUUCCAUGGCUGUUGCCAUGCUGGUCGGUGUAAUUUAUAUUGUGUAUAAAAGCAUUAAACAGUCACUUUUGUUA